UGUGCGGGCACCCGUACUCAAUAAAGUUCAUUCAACAUUGAUGGAAGAAAAGUUAAACUGAUUGAGGAAGUGUAGCAAAAAUAUACUACUCUUUCAGGUGUUUUACUGCUACUGUUACGACUAGACGGUUCGUUGCCAAUGGGCACCAGUUUCUUGCGUUUGAAAGAUGUGCGACCAACGAAAAUAAAUACCCCUAGUGGUGUCCCGUGAAGAACGUUCCCACUGACAGAAAACUGAUGAUUUACUGAUAAGCAACAGUGUAGAGUGAACUGAAGAUCAAAGUAUUAUCUAGUGAAUAUCUUGCAUAAAUAAACGAUGUUUCUUUGCACUGGGACGGGACUGUCCGAAGAAAAAGCUCGGUUCUUUUAGCCCUUGUAAGAAAGAAGCCGAGGAACGUUACUCGAAGAAAACCAAAUGUGAAUGUAGGGGAAAUAACGUUUUGCGUUAUGUCUUCUGAAUAUUAAUGUGGCAAGGCAGAUAAUAAAUACGUAUGGCGGUUGAUUGGAGUUCGGGUAAUUGGAUGUCACAGGCAGUAAAGCUGGCAAAGCUAAUACAACUAACUUAAUUGAGUGGAAGCGGCGACGGUUGCGGAUUGCUGUAUUGUAGCUGAUUACGCGAACAAGUUCAACGGGCGAAUCAAGCGGUCAACAACUGAAAUCAACUGAUCGUCUGGGUAGCACGUGAACAUGGAAUCUACAUCCUUUGAAAGGCGGUUAAGUGAUAUGUGGCGGCUUGAGUUUGAAUAAGCAAUUUAAAUCUCUGCGCUGAAACUAAUGCUCGAGCGCUAGUUGACUGUGAUAAAUAGAAGGUUGGCCAAUUGCGUUGAAGAAGGCGUGAAUUUGAGUUGUGCUUUGCGUUGCGGUUAUAUUUCAAUAAUGGGCAGAUCAAGUGAUCAAGUGGUUUGAUUAAAAGUGAACAUCAUUAAGUGAGGUGAUUUUUUCUUGGGAAGAGGCUUUAAAAUAAAAUUAAAAAAAAAACAACGAAGGACUCACAAGGUGAUGUUACUGUACGGUAAAAGAUUUAAACGAGCAGCGAACGAGUAACUCAGUCGCGUCCGAUGAACACGGAAAACCAAAAAUUACUGAAGGAUGGGAUAUUUUUCGAAGCGGAACGUUUUUAUCUACUGCUGCAUAUCGGCGUGUUUGUCACUGAUUACCUACCUGAUAGCGUUUUCCUGCGAAGUGUCGUGGGUGUUGGAGGCAAGAGGUAACCUGCCGAUUCCGUCCUACCUGUUGUGUGCGGAGUUCUUCGUUCUGUUCGUCUCAUCGGCCGUCCUCAUCCACGGAUUGUCCACGGGAGUAUCAUGGGGUCUUCUAUGCUGGUCUAUCAUUAUCGGAAUCCUGUCGGUGCCGGAGCUAGCGCUCGUUAUGUACAUGACCAUACAGUAUUGGGGUCUCCAGUCAGCACACGGACUAACGGAAUUAAUUGGGUAUUUAGUACGUUUAAUAGUCAAUUGUUUGGCGCUGCUUUGCGUAAUACCAACAGCCUUGAGGUGGCGUCAGGAGAAAAAGGUUUUAGCACAACUCGAAUCCCUCGCAUCAAGGCUACAACUGACCACGCCGACACCGACUACUCCGUUCAAUGCCACCACUAAUGGAAUGAACUCACUGCGAGCUAGUAAACGAAGCCAGAUGAGCAGACGUCCUUCUACCGGAUUCGACAAUCCCGGUUACGUAGCACACGAAAAUAAUUCCGGGGAUCUCGUUCAACAGUACACGGCUUAUAAUAAUUUGUAUGGAUCACAAAGUGAGUUCAAUGCGAGCAUAUUCGGGCUGAAUCCUUCACAGUACAUUGGUCCCCCGCCGCCACCGUUGGGAGCUGAGUGCAAGAAAACGCAAUCGCUCUUAGAUCUGCGGUUUAUUUUCCCACCAAAAUUCCUCACAAGCAACGAAAAAAAGACUGCCAAAGAGAAAGCGGGAACUGAUGAAACGGACAGUGUCCUCAAUAACAAUCUUAAAAAUAAGAUCAACAAUAAAUUAAACGACGGUACGAGUAAAGAUAACAAACCCAGCAAAGAUACCAACAGCGUUGUAGAUAUGAACACCGAUCCGACAGUAACGAUCAACGAUCCAAUUUACUACACGAUAGAAUCGACCAAAAACAAUAAAAUUCUUGGCCGAAAUUGUGUUUCACUGGAGAACCUCGGAAAUAUUACACUUUCGGAGUCACCACUGCCAUAUAAAAAGAACGAUCGAUACGGCAACAAUCUACUUAAAAACUACACCCUAAAUCCGUGGAACGUUAUAGCUUACAAUCCGGCAUAUAGCGCCUAUCCGCCGGCCUAUUUUCACUAUGGAGCUAUGCAUCCGUAUCAAAUCUAUCAGAUGCAUCACAAUAAUUUUCCCCCACCGAACUCUGUGGGAGGUGGAUACUUCAAUGCCGGAGGGCAUCAGCCUAUUCAUCCCCAUAAUCACCACUAUAAUCCGCAUCAUCACCAUGCCGGUGACCCGCGGGCAGCUUAUGGUGGUGCGAACCACUCGACCCUGAGCUAUGGGUAUAACAACGCUUAUCUCAACAGUGCAAACAAUAGUCGCCAAUCGCUGGGAAACGAGUCAGACGACUUUCGAAAGUACCGGGAUGUAGCGUUGUAGUGUAGUGUCGCUUGAGCCGUUAUGAUCGUCUAGCAUUACAGACGACCGGGCCGGGAGAGUAAGUGCAUAGUUUUUUUCGCGACAAAUGUAUUUAUUUGCCGAUGUUAGAGUCGUGAUAGGAUUAAGACUAAAUGUAGAAAGAAUCGAACCGAGAUCGUGUAUUGAAUAUUGGGUAUGUGUGGGAUUAGAUGUACAGACGCAAUACUCGGUUAACCAGAAGAUCUGAAACUAUACGUAUAACGAAAUUUCACAAACGAUCGAUCAAUAUAUUGUCACAGUUACCUUUGUAAAACCUAAGAAUACGAAGCUGAUUUAAACCAAGUCAAUGAAUUACAACGAAAUAAAAUAUUUAUGA
Messenger RNA from Sabethes cyaneus, 2946 nucleotides. RefSeq lists its product as uncharacterized. The transcript is spliced from 6 exons. Bases 1089 to 2591 code for a protein of 500 amino acids. The record is from RefSeq and is a predicted model, not a curated record. Lineage: Eukaryota; Metazoa; Arthropoda; Insecta; Diptera; Culicidae.